This is a messenger RNA of Tetranychus urticae (two-spotted spider mite), 6257 nucleotides long. RefSeq lists its product as uncharacterized. The record is from RefSeq and is a predicted model, not a curated record. Gene Ontology annotation, biological process: regulation of transcription by RNA polymerase II. Gene Ontology annotation, molecular function: RNA polymerase II cis-regulatory region sequence-specific DNA binding; DNA-binding transcription factor activity, RNA polymerase II-specific. Lineage: Eukaryota; Metazoa; Arthropoda; Arachnida; Trombidiformes; Tetranychidae. Gene Ontology annotation, cellular component: nucleus.
AGUGCAACGAAUUUUUCCAACAGAUUUGGAUUGUUACCAUUAUUUUCAGACUAUUAAGGAUUAUUAUUCAACUGCAUAUACAUUUUGCUUACUGUUUUAUCGUGUCUUCACAUUUCAAUGUUUGAGGAAUUAUUAUUAUUCUUGUUUGUAUUCAUCAUUGCCGACCGGCAUCCAUCAUCUUCAUUAACACUGAUUGUCAACUAAUUGUGCGUUUCUUCAUCGACACUCAUCAACACUCGGACUAAACAUUGUUCAUCUAGUUUAAUUGACUCAACGUUCAACAAACAUGCCACGGAAAAAACAGGAUCGACCUCAACGCUCUGAAUUUUCUGGUCCACUCGUAGUAAACUCAUCUGAUGAUGAUGAAGGUGAUGAUAAAUGUUCAAAUGGUGGCGAUGGCUAUGAAUCGUCAAGUUCAACCAUUGAUGAACCUCAUCCAUUAAUGAUGAGUUCACCUUUACCUGAAAAUGAAAUGGAUAACAAUUGCAACACUAAUAGUAACCUGAUUGGCAACACUGAUAACUUGACUUCAAAGUUGAUUAAUGAAAAUUUAAAUAAUCUUAUAGGGAACACUGGUUCAACCUCUAGUAAUAGUAAUUUAAAUAAUUUAAAUUGUAAUAUUAACUCAUUGUCAUCACCUUUAACCUCAUCAAGUUUAUCAUCAGGCAACAAUCCAAAGCUUUCAGGUGGCUUCAAUUUUGGUUCACUUUUCCCUGGAAUUGAAUUAUCUGAUAUUCAGGUAAUCUCGGAGCAACUUGAAAACACCAAGGUUGCAAUAGGUCAACAGCGUAUCAACCCAACAACCCUUGAAUCGGGAAACCUUUUAGUUUCAGGUUCAGGUCAACUUUCACCGCUAUCAGCCUUACAGGCAUCACUUUUAUCAGGCAAUGUAAACAUGGCUGCAAUAGCUGCUGCAAUUGCUGCUGCCUCAUCAACGGCAACAGCAUCAACACCAACAACAACAACAACCUCAUCCAAUUCAUUAUCAACUGCAUUAAAUCAAUUAUCGUCUUUAGCCUCACCAGUAGCAGUUGCUUCAACGGCAACCUCAACACCAACAACACCAACUUUAACCUCAUCAAUGGGACAACAACAGCAAAUGGCUUUACUUCAAACAGUCUUUAAACAACUUUUAGCCCAAAUUACCAGUAACGGAGGAGAGGUAGGAGGUGGUGGUGGUCUAACCUCAUCAUCACCAUCAUCAACUUCAUCAUCAUUAUCACCAACAGUAUUACAAGGUUUACCCUUUUUGAAGCCACCAAUGGCUCAAUUGGCAGCCGCAGUUGCAGCCGCAGCAACACCGUCACAGUCAUUAUUAUCAUCGGUAAACUCGACUUCAUCCGCAUCAAACCUUGUCUCACCUUCACUUGGAUCAAUACCAAAGGGAAUGCCUUUUUCAGUUUCAUCUCUAUGUGAUCCAGGCAAACUUGAUCAGGAUCAUAUUAACUCAAAAGGUGAGGAUGAUGAUGAGGAGGAGGAAGAAGAUGAAGAUUUGUGUGAAGAGGGAGAAGAUGCAAUAAUUGGUAGAAGCUCACCUGCAUCUUCAUUAUCAUCCAGUUCAUCCUUGUCUCCAUUAAAUUAUCAUCAAUCUCAUUCUUCGAGAAACAAUUUAAACAAUUUAACUCGACGCAAUUCUCAUCAUCGUUCAUCGUACCAUUCAUCCUCUUCCCAUCGGCACUCUCGUCCAUCUCAUCGAUCCUCUCGUAACCGUCGCAUGGGCACACCUGAUAAUCAAAUGGACUGUGAACCAACUGAUGAAGAUGCACCUUUAAAUGCUUCAGUAAGUUCAACCACAUUAGCAACCGGAAACGGAGGUUCAUUAGGAUUGCCUGAUGAUAUCGAUAAAAGCAUUCCAUUGGGUCCAAGUGACAUUCCACCGCCACCUUCACCAAGUGGACCCAAUACAUUAGAGUUGUUACAGCGACACACCGAAAAGGCACUUCAAAAUACUAUGCAGGGCAGUUCGUUUCUUAUGAAUGGCCUGUCUGACCUGGAAGGUUCCGAGUUUUUAAAGUUUCGCAAAGACGGUAAAGAGGAUUCCAAUUAUCGGCAUCGAUGUAGAUUCUGUGGUAAAGCUUUUGGCUCCGAUUCCGCUCUACAGAUACACAUUCGUUCGCACACCGGAGAGAAGCCCUUUAAGUGCAAUGUUUGUGGCAAUCGCUUCUCAACCAAGGGUAACCUCAAGGUUCACUUUGAACGGCAUAAGGACAGGUACUUGGAUAUGCACGACUCUGAGGGUGAUGAGGAUAGAACCAAUGACAACUCCAAUGCUGGCCUGUGCAACAACGGCAACAGUAAUGCUAGUUCAAGUCUAAACCUAGCACAUCAUUUUAGCAACAGCAAUAUGAGCAGUGUUCAUGCAAACACCGGUAUGAAUGACAGGGAUGAUGAGGAAGAAGAAGAUCAAGAUGAUGACGAUUCAAUUGGUUCAUCGGCGACACACUUUGCUUCAUGUUCCCCUCCUCGAGUAUCAUCAUCUUCACCCAGCACCAUGACAACUCCUUCAUUUGUCGGUCUUUCCCUAUCGACACCAACCACAACCAACAACAGUAUAAACGCCAGUUUAACUUCAGGACCAACCACAACGGUAGCCACAACAUUCUCAUCGACUCUUGCCGCUCCCUCAAUCAGUCCGUCAACACCUUCCAUACUCAGUGGUGGUUUAAAGGCAGGUUCAGGAGGCGGUGAACCAAGUGCACCUGGAUCAUCAUUAGCUGCAUCAUCUUCAUCGGGUUCGGCUGGAGCACCGGGAGUUCUUCCUGAUCCAAACUUUUAUCAAGAUCUUUUGCCCAAACCUGGAAGUGCUGAUAAUUCAUGGGAAAGUUUAAUGGAAAUUCAAAAAGCCUCUGAAACUCACAAACUUCAACAACUGGUUGACAAUAUUGAACACAAGUUAAGUGAUCCAAAUCAAUGUGUAAUCUGUCAUCGUGUCCUCUCUUGUAAAUCAGCCCUUCAAAUGCACUAUCGAACUCACACGGGAGAGCGACCCUUUAAGUGUAAAAUUUGUGACCGAGCCUUUACCACCAAAGGUAACCUUAAAACUCACAUGGGUGUCCACCGAGUUAAACCACCUUUACGAAUACUUCAUCAAUGUCCAGUUUGUCAUAAACAGUUUACCAACGCAUUGGUAUUACAGCAGCACAUUCGUAUGCAUCCAGUACACUUGUUUGCCUCCGAGGUGAGCAAACAAGCUUCAUCACUUUUGCCAAACUCUUUCCACUCUGGAAGGUCACCUUUCAUGUCACCCGCGGCCGCUGUUGCCGCAGCUGCCGCUGCAGCAGCCUCAACCGGAUCAGCUUCAACCCCUUAUGCUCCCAUGGAAGAUAUGCUUUUAUCCUCUGCUACCUCAUCAUCGACCAGUGGUGCUCUUGAUUUAACCCCUCGCAAUGGAUCCUCUUCAUCUUCCGUCUUCUCGGCAGCCGCAGCAGCAGCAGCAGCCUUUGGUAUGGGCCUGGGUCAAGGCGGUCUAGGUUUACGUUUACCAACCCUUUCCUCUUCCUCACUCCGUUCCUCACCUUCGCCCUCGUCGUCCUCGAUUCGAUCAUCAUCUCCACCCUCUUCGCCCUCACCAUCACCACUUGCUUUACGUUACCAUAGACGAAGCUCAUCCCACCAUUCAUCUCGACUCAAUGCUACACCACCAACCACAACGGGUCCAAUUUAUGGUUCAUCAUCAAACCCAAGUGCUGGACCAUCGACGCCUCCAGCUUAUCCAAUGGAAGACAUGGUUUCAUCGAACCUUAGGUCAUCAUCGACAAGCGGUGCACUUGAUUUAACUCCUCGAAAUGGUUCAGAACGAGGAGGUCGAAAAGAGGAUCGAAGAGGAGAAGGAGAAGAAAGUGCUGGUGGAGUCGACAUGAGUUCGCCUCGUUCCUCUCCUUCACCCUCCUCACCUCGUUCACCCUCACCUUCACCAUCAUCUUUAUCGCCCUCACCACUUGCUCUCGGUUACCAUCACCAGUCUCACCACUCUCAUCACCCACACUUGCCGAAGAAACAAAAUAUACCAACAACUUCCACUCCAACCUCAUUACCUUUAACCUCUCCAUCAAGCUCAGCUUCAACCUCACUCUCAACUUCCAGCUCAAUUAAACCUUCAAGUUCAUCAAGCAGACCAGUUUCAGCAGCAGCAGCAGCCGCAGCAGCAGCCGCUGUGGCCGCAGCCGCAGCAUCAGGUGGACUUCAUCCAAGUCGAUUAUUUAACUCGCCCUUUCCUGGUCUACAAUUUCCAACUGGUCGACCCAAUACAACUUGUCAAAUUUGUUACAAAACCUUUGCAUGUAAUUCAGCCCUAGAGAUUCAUUAUCGAUCACACACCAAGGAGCGACCCUUCAAGUGUUCAAUUUGUCAACGAGGCUUUUCAACCAAAGGUAACAUGAAGCAACACAUGAUGACCCAUAAAUGCCGUGAUCUACCUCCAGGACUUUAUACAACUUCCCUGACAAAUUACAACCAUUCAACCUCCAAUUCAUUUACCGGAAAUGCUUCCAAUCAAAAUAGCAACUCAAGUAACCAUAGUCAAUUUAACGGCAAAGAAAUAAAAGAUGAAAGUAAUGCAAGCAAUUCAAACAUGUCCACUGAAUCUGGACCCGUUCAUUCCAUUGGUGACAAUGAAAAUUCUGGACGAGGAGAAAUGUCCAAGUGUAAUUCAUCCAAUGGAGAGACAACCUUUGAAGAAGGAGGUGAGGAAGAAGGCGAUGGUGAGGAGGUUGGCGAGGAAGAUAUCGAUGAAAGUAAAAAUUAUGGUGGACACGAUGAUCGGUUGUUAAAUUCAGUGGCUGGUGGAAAUGCACAAACUUCAUCCCCAACCUCGUCAAUCGGUUCAUCUUGUUCCCUUUUACCUCAUCACCACUCACAACGAACCUCUUCUUCUGCUCCACCUGGACCAGUUCCGUCAUCUUCAUCAUCCUCAUCUUAUCCUGGAACAGCACCAGCCUCAUCUUCAUCAUCUUCAUCUCGAUCAUCAAAUAGUUGCAAACACGUUUGCGAGAAAUGCAAUAAACCUUUCUCAAGUCACAGUGCAUUACAAAUUCACAUGAGAACUCAUACCGGUGAUAAACCCUUUAAAUGUCAAAUUUGUGGGCGACCUUUCACCACCAAGGGUAACCUUAAGGUUCACAUGGGAACUCACGUUUGGAACAAUGGUUCAUCACGUCGAGGUCGAAGGAUGUCAAUUGAUUUACCCAAUUUACCGGUUCCCCCAUCAACACCAUAUUUUCCAUUCCUGAUCUCACAAUGAAAGACAAACAAAAGACUAAUUUAAAUUGAAAAUUAAUCAAAAGAAGACGAGGCGCAAAAAAAACAUUGGACAAAACAUUGAAAUUUAAACUCAAGUUUCAAAAACGGAAAACAAGAAAUUACGAGAAAACGUGUAAAUCAUUUUUAGUGGAAUUAGGCAAUUUCAAGGAUUCAAAGGGUAAAAAUGGAGCAAAAUUAUGAUUUUUGAUUUGUAAUUGAAAGCAAAAGAUGUUUAGAAAAACAAAAAUGAUAUCAAUAAGAGGAGAGAAAUGAUGAAAAAUUAUACAAAACAUGGACAAACAAACAAACCAAGCAACCAAGCUUAUUCUAAUUAACAUUAUUAUUAUUAUCAUUGGUAUAAUAACAGCAAGUGAAACAAAAAUUGAUCAUCAAUCACAUUUAAUUUUAACUCUAUUGGAACUCAUCAAUCAUCAAUUUUAACCUCAAUCUCUAUUCUCAUCAACCAAUUCAACUUGAAAGCUCAUCUUUAAAUCAUACCAUUAGAAAAAGCUAACAAAUUCAAAGGACAACAAAAUCAAACGGAACAUAAACUGCUGAUGAUUAUCCAUUCAUCACCAUCAUCUUCAUCAUUCUCAUCAUUUAUAGCCUCUUCUUCUUACUUGAUCAUCUUCUGCUCAUCUUUACCAAACUUCAUUCAACUCUAAUCUCACCAGUUGAAAUAUAUUAAAACAAAGGAAAACAAAAAAUGAACCAUUUUACGUUGUUUCCAUCAUUUUUGUCUAUUGCUCGUCAUCAUCAUCAUCACCUUUCCCAAGAAACAGACAAAAGCAAAAGACCGACUCAAUUGGAAAUGUCAAACACACCUUAUCUUACCUGUUUCACAUCAUCUUCAACUAUUCCGCUAUAUUUGUUUCUCUUCACGAUUAUAAUAUGUUAUAUAAUUUAGGAUAUAAUUUAUACUAUCAUUUCUUCUUCUUCCCUCUUCUCUUCUUUCCUUUAGGGUUGACAAAUUAUCAUGUACUGUGUUAUUAGCUAAAAUAAACUGUGUUAAUAUUGGC